This is a messenger RNA of Gastrolobium bilobum, 1307 nucleotides long. Its product is annotated as RING-H2 finger protein ATL74-like. The coding region runs from base 510 to 1064 and encodes 184 amino acids. Gene Ontology annotation, biological process: protein ubiquitination. The record is from RefSeq and is a predicted model, not a curated record. Gene Ontology annotation, molecular function: transferase activity. Lineage: Eukaryota; Viridiplantae; Streptophyta; Magnoliopsida; Fabales; Fabaceae. The transcript has a single exon.
UCUGAGGAAAAAUUAAGCUGGGAAUCAAGAAACUGAACGGUCCCCAAUUUAGAUAACAGCAACCCCGGGACCAAAUUUCAACCUUUCAUUUUCCUUAUCCAAUUCACCCCCCAAAACAAAAAACACAAAAAAAUAUAAAAAAAUUAGAUGCCUUUCUCCUUUAUCUGUGCCUUUUAUUACUCGGAAUCUUCAGAACACUCCAGAGUACAGUAACUCAAAAAAUCAGCUUCAACCCAAGAAAAAAUAAACACCCCAUCAAAAAUUCCCCUACACCAACAAAAACCCAUCAAGAAUCUUAGCUUAAAGCUUCAAAAUUUCCGCACAAAUAAAAAAAAAAAGACACAAUUUUUAUAUUUAACCAUUCAACGCCCCAUCAAAAUCCAACCACCCUAGCUUCAAACUCAAAACACCCCAACAAAAUUCCCUUACACCAACAAAACCCCAUCAAGUAUCUCAGCUUAAAGCUUCAAACUUUCCCCAAAAAAAAGACACAACUUUUAUUAAGAACCAUGCAACGCCGUCUUCUUGAGACCGAGCUUAGCAUGCCACCAUCUUAUGAGAACAAAACCCACGAUUAUUCGUUCAUCAACGACGCGAACUUUGACACCAACAUGGUGAUCGUAUUGGCAGCACUCUUGUGCGCAUUGAUAUGCGCUCUCGGGUUGAACUCCAUGGCGCGUUGUGCUCUUCGUUGUAGCAGAAAUUUCUCAGACGCGACAUCAGAACAAACCGCCGCGAGGCUCGCCAAAACGGGGCUCAAGAAACGCGAGCUGAGACAGAUUCCGGUGGCGGUGUACGGCUCUGGCGAGAAUAUUCCGGCGACGGAGUGCCCCAUCUGCCUCGGGGAGUUCGAGAAAGGGGACAAGGUUCGAAUGCUGCCAAAGUGCAAUCACGGGUUCCAUGUGAGUUGCAUUGACACGUGGCUGUUGUCGCAUUCUUCGUGCCCCAAUUGUCGCAAUUCGCUGCUCAAGAAUAAUGAUGGAAGGGUCGCCGGAGCAAGCUCGUCGGAAAAUGGGUCCGACCGACGAGGCAACGUCGUCGUGAUCGUCGAGCAGGCAAGUUGAAAGAAAAUUAAUGGUACAAAGGACAAGUGUUUGUGAAAAGUUGAGAAGUUUAAUGAUAGUAGUUGGUGGUAGUUAUUAGUUAGUUAAUAAAUAUUAAAUAUCCAAUCACACUUUAGAGAAAUAAAAUAAAAAAUUAUGACUGAGAAAUGCUACUAGCAUUCUUUGAUGUUUUAUUAAUAAUUUUUUAUUAUUGGGUGACUUAAAUUAUUUAACAAGAAUUGAAUACAAUUUUAUUUGAUAAUA